Varanus komodoensis (Komodo dragon) is the source of this 2672-nucleotide messenger RNA. It is a transcript of the gene STXBP3, whose product is annotated as syntaxin binding protein 3. The transcript is spliced from 19 exons. Gene Ontology annotation, biological process: vesicle-mediated transport; intracellular protein transport; neurotransmitter secretion. The coding region runs from base 94 to 1893 and encodes 599 amino acids. The record is from RefSeq and is a predicted model, not a curated record. Gene Ontology annotation, molecular function: syntaxin binding. Gene Ontology annotation, cellular component: secretory granule; plasma membrane. NCBI's taxonomy places the organism in Eukaryota, Metazoa, Chordata, Lepidosauria, Squamata, Varanidae.
GGGCAUGGCCGCCGCCGCCGCCGCCUCCGCCUCCGCCUCCUAGAGUGCGGGCCUCCCCCGGCAAGCCUGCGACGGUGCAAGCGCGGAGGCAAGAUGGCGCCUGCAGCCGCCGCGAGCGCAGACCGCGGGCUGAAAAGCCUGGUGUGGCAGAAGCUAAAAACAGAAGUAUUUGAUGACUGUAGGAAAGAAGAAGAGUGGAAGAUAAUUCUUCUAGAUGACUUCACCACAAAGCUUCUGUCGUCAUGUGGUAAAAUGACGGAUUUAUUAGCUGAGGGGAUAACAGUUGUGGAGAAUGUUUAUAAAAACCGUGAGCCAGUCCCUCACAUGAAAGCUAUUUAUCUCAUCACACCUACAGCAAAGUCUGUAGAUGGUCUUAUAAAUGACUUUGUAAGUAAAUCGGCAAGCAAGUACAAAGCAGCUUAUGUCUACUUUACUGACUUUUGUGAUGACAAACUGUUUAAUAAAAUGAAGUCAUCUUGUUCAAAGGCAAUAAGACGGUGCAAAGAAAUAAAUAUAAAUUUUUUUCCGUAUGAAUCGCAGGUAUUUACUCUUGAUGUCCCAAAUGCAUUCUACCGCUGUUACACUCCUAAUAUCGAAAAGGCAAAUGACAAUGUAAUGGAGCAAAUGGCUGAGCAAAUUGUGACAUUAUGUGCCACUCUAGAAGAAAAUCCAGGUGUAAGAUACAAAAGCAAACCUUUGGAUAAUGCCAGUAAACUUGCACAGUUAGUUGAGAAAAAACUUGAAAACUACUAUAAAACUGAUGAACGAAACCAAGUCAAGGGCAAAACCAACUCCCAGCUGUUAAUAAUAGAUCGCGGCUUUGACCCAGUGUCAGCUGUGCUGCAUGAACUCACUUUUCAAGCAAUGGCUUAUGAUCUGCUCCCUAUUGAAAAUGAUACAUACAAGUAUAAGACUGAGGGUGCGAGUGGUAAAGAAAGGGAAGCUAUUCUAGAGGAAGAUGAUGACCUGUGGGUGAAAAUCCGACACAAGCAUAUUGCAGAUGUAUUGGAGGAAAUACCAAAGCUUAUGAAAGAAGUUUCUUCAAAAAGGAAGGCAACUGAAGGGAAACUGUCUUUAAGUAAUCUGACUCAGCUCAUGAAAAAGAUGCCCCACUUCCGCAAACAGAUUACUAAGCAAGUAGUGCAUCUUAACAUAGCUGAAGAUUGCAUGAAUAAGUUUAAGGGUAACAUAGAAAAGCUGUGCAAAGUUGAACAGGACUUGGCUCUUGGAACAGAUGCUGAGGGGCAGAAAGUGAAAGACUCCAUGCGUGUCCUUCUUCCAGUACUGCUUAACAAAACUCACGACAGCUAUGAUAAGAUAAGGGCCAUCCUCCUCUAUAUCUUCAGCACAAACGGGACUACACAAGAGAACAUGGACAGGCUGAUCCAGAAUGUACAGAUAGAAAAUGAUGGUGACAUGAUAAAAAAUUGGAAGUACCUUGGUGUGCCUGUUAUUACCACAACUACAUCACAACAACGCAGACCACCAAGGAAGGAUCGUUCUUCGGUAGAAACAUUUCAGCUUUCUAGAUGGACACCAGUUGUCAAGGAUAUUAUGGAGGAUGCCAUAGAAAAUAAACUGGAUUCAAAGGAAUGGCCCUACAGUUCCCAGUGCCCUGCGCCUUGGAAUGGUUCAGGAGCAGUGAGUGCUCGCAAUAAACCCAAAUCUAGUUACCUGGAUGACCGGAAGAGUGGUUCAAAGUUGAUUGUGUUUAUCAUUGGAGGAAUUACGUACUCUGAGAUGCGCUGUGCGUAUGAAGUUUCUCAAGCCUGCAAGUCUUGUGAAGUUAUAAUUGGUUCCACUCACGUUGUGACACCUAGACGUCUACUGGAUGAUGUAAAAGCACUUACUGUAACAAAAGCAAAGGAUAGUGUAUAUUUUAAAGAAGAAUAGAAUUAGAAUAUAUGACAGUUUUCUGCUGUGCUUAACUUAAACAUAUUAAGAAAGAACAUGUAAUAUAAAUACUAUGGACGCAAUCUACCCCAGGUUAAGGGAGCUAAGUGCCAUUGAUUUCAGUAGGAGAAUUACAUGUUUAAUUUUCUCACUGAAAGCAAUUGUACUUAAAGCACUCAUCUUGAACUGGUUUGUACCUGUGUACAUAUUUUAUAUUUCAGUAUUAUAUUUGGGACUGUUUUUAUAAUUUGAAAACUGCCUUUCCUUCUGGGGUUGGAAGCUGAAGAAGGUAAGAAUGAGAAAGUGUAUGUAACAGCUUGUGUUUUAUUGUAAUGUGCUUGGUUAUAGAUGCCAUUUUGCUGUGAAAUGUUCAGUGUAGAGAAUGUUUGCCACUGCAACGUACAAUGCUGGGAUUUGGGAAAUGUGCUUGUAUAUAUGCUUACACUUUUCAGUAAUAAUACAUAAACUUUCUAUCUUAUAAACAUGUUCAUUUCUAAAGAUAACAUUAUAGAAAGACCAUGAACUUAAAAGUAUAGAACAAAAGUUGUAAAUAUAGAUGUAUAGCACCAUUUCACUACUGCAAUAUGUAGACCAACGAAACAUGCAACUUUUAAGAAUUCACUGGAAGUAGAUCGUAAUGAUGUGGAAAAGAUAUUUUUUUCCUGGAACAAAAACUUGAUUAGGUGUGUCUGGGAUUGCAUGGAUUUUUCAAGGGCAUUUGGGUAGUUAUUCAUGGAAAUAAUAGGCAUUUUACCAUCAAUAAAGAACUUUUGAAGAAA